Messenger RNA from Eublepharis macularius, 5771 nucleotides. RefSeq names its product MLX-interacting protein-like. Gene Ontology annotation, molecular function: DNA-binding transcription factor activity, RNA polymerase II-specific; RNA polymerase II cis-regulatory region sequence-specific DNA binding; protein dimerization activity. The transcript is spliced from 17 exons. Lineage: Eukaryota; Metazoa; Chordata; Lepidosauria; Squamata; Eublepharidae. Gene Ontology annotation, cellular component: nucleus. Gene Ontology annotation, biological process: regulation of transcription by RNA polymerase II. The coding region runs from base 351 to 2624 and encodes 757 amino acids. The record is from RefSeq and is a predicted model, not a curated record.
CAAGUCAACUGCUUAAUCCUGCGAUGAAGUUUGGAUGCCGGAAACAAGUCAAACGCAACUACAACUACCACUAUGCUUCACAGCCAGACAGCUAACUGGGGCGCCUGCGCAAAAAGCUUUAUCCUUGUUGCUAUGGGAGCCUGGAGCGGGACUGGUGACGGGAGUUGGAUAGGCUCUGCUUUCCUUUUGGUCUUCCGUGGUAGCGGAGGCGACGUCUAAGGAACAAAAGCUACUCCUGGUGGCAGUGGCCUCAGCGGUGGCAUCUUGUUGCCACGGUGUCGCCGGCACUGCCUCCGGUCUGCUAGAGAUGCCCCAGAAGGAAGGAUGAGGUGACGGGGCCUGAGCCUGAAAUGAUGAAGAUGAUGUCGCGCCCCCAGAUCAUCCACAGUGGCCAUUUUAUGGUGUCGGAGCCACACGCCGACCCUGACCCGGAUCCCGACUCCGAGGCGGCGCUGAGCCUGAGAGGCCAGGCUGCUCCAGGACUCCCGGGGCCAGUGAAAAAGAGCGGCCCUGGGUUAGCUACUGCCGGAGAGGCCGAUGGCGGGGCCCCGAAUGGCUGUGGGACCACCUACGACUUCGACACGGUGAACGAGGGCACGUGCCGGACCUACCGCUACGGGCCGCGAAGCAGCGGCGCUCUCAACAUCGACGUCUCCCUCGCUAAGCUCUUUGAGUGCAUGACGCUCGCCUACAGUGGGAAAAUUGUCUCUCCCAAGUGGAAAACCUUCAAGGGGCUGAAACUGCUACAGCGUGACAAGAUUCGGCUCAAUAACGCCAUCUGGAGGGCCUGGUAUCUGCAGUAUGUGGAGAAGAGACAAAACCCUGUGUGCAGUUUUGUAACUCCACUGGAAUUCAAUGAUGUAGAAGACCAUCGGAAGCCAGAGGCUGUCAUUAUGGAGGGAAGGUACUGGAAACGGCAAAUUGGAGUUGUUAUUAGGGAGUAUCACAAGUGGAGGACAUUCAUCCCCAAGCGGAGGACAUUCUUCCAUACCAGGGCCCUAAAGAAGAUAAAUAAACCUGUUUAUGACUCCACUCAGGAAGUAGCUGAUGAUAUUUCAGGGGUCCAGCAGUACAAUGAAAUGGCUGAUGGAUGCCCCAUGGAUCUUGACCCUUUGCAUGAUCUGGAUGCUCUUCUGGACACCAUCUUCUCCAGCAGAAAUCCUUAUGGUGGCCCCAACCUACGUGGCUUUGGCCACCAGGGCAAUGCUGACAUGAUCCAACCCACCCUGACUCAGCUGCACCCCAUAUUUGGAGAAGAAUUCAUGGAUACCUUGGAUCCUAUUCAAGACUUCAUCACUUCUGGUCGUCCUCAGCCUCCUGAACAGACUCCCACACUACGAACAGAUGCUGCUGCCUUGCAUCAGUGUCACCCAGAUGUGUCUCCUGUUGCCACUGACCUCAAGGAAAUCUCACUACCUGGAGGCUCUUUCAUACCCAUUCCCAUCUCCCCGGACGUGGAGCCACUUGAACCUCUGAAUGGACAGCAAACUUUCCUGCCACUCUUCCCCAUUUCCCCAGUGAGGAUCAGUCCCCCACCUGCUCCUUCAAUCAUGCAUAUCCAACCUCAAACCACCCUGGUCUUCUCUGUCAUCACACACACAGGGGCAGAAAAAUCCUCACUAUCUUCAUCCACAUCUGCAGGCACCUUUGCCAUGCCUACUGCUGCUCCCUCAGCAAAGGGCAGAAGGGGCAGACAGCUACAACGGAUUGCGCCAGCACCUUCUAGUCAUCAGGUGGCACCUCCCAAUGCCUCCCUCACCUGCCUGCUUGCAUCUGGUCCAGCACCACUGCCCCUCACACCAGUCAUUAAUUCUGUACAGGUUUGUGGAACCCCAGAACUCCCUGCUAAUGUUGUGUUGAGUUCAGUAUCUGGGCCAGAGAAGUCUCUACCUGCUGCUGCUGCAGCCUCCCCUAAUAUCGGUGCCAAACCCAAGGAAGAGGCUGAAGAGAAGACUUUCUGCAACCCACAAGAAAUGUCCAAGCGUUGCACUGCCAAGUUGCAGGGAAGCCGCAGAUCCAUUUUUGCCUCUUCAGACUACACCCGGCGUAUGGUCAUCAGCGCUGGCUUCAACACUCUUGCCAGUCUAGUGCUGCCAGGAUCUGAUCAGACCAGCACAAAGUUUAGCAAAGCAAUGCUUCUGCAGAAGAGUGUGUCAUAUGUGGGACGACUGCAGCAAGAGCACCGACAAGCUCGAGCAACAGUAGAAAGAUUGCGCAGUGAAAUUGAAGAGCUGAGCACAGCCAUUGAUGAGUUCCAGCAGCAACUUCCUCCCAGUGGAGUUCCUGUUUUACCACCGCAAUCAGAUCAGGCCUCUCAGCUCUAUGAAGCCUAUGUGCGCCAGCGCACCUCACAGGAUUGGCGCUUCUGGCUUUUUAGUGUGGUGAUCAAGCCACUGUUUGAGAGCUACAUCCGGACAGUGAGCACAGGCAGCAUCAAGGAAUUCUGCCAGUCAGUGUUGAGUUGGUUGGAACAACACUGCACCCUGCCCAUCUUGCGUCCUGCUAUCUCUGGCUCCCUCCUGCAGCUUAGCAAGAUUACAUCCAUACUGACUCAGCCAGCCCGGUUGCCUGAACAAGCUCUGCAUGCAGCCUCUUGUCCUCCUCUCUGCAAGGGCAACAGCUAGAAUAAAGACUGGGUCCUGUUAUACAGCUUCAUGCAGCCCCUGACGCUACUGCCAAUAGCAGGGGCUCUAACUCAGGAAUUCAUCUGUCAUUCAAACAGGAGCACUAGCUUUUGUGACUAUAUUGGGGCUAAGAAUUCCAAAGAACAGAAUCUCUGGGGAUUCAUGUUGGUGCUGGCCACCUAACUCCCUCUUUGACAGAACAAAGAGUGGACUUGAGACUUCUGGUGGGGGUUGCAGAGGCACAAGGAAACGCACAGAUCCACAUGUUCCAAUUAAUCCCUGAGCAGAGGAGGGGGUACCAAACACUGCUUUAGUCCUUGGUUUGAGGUAGGCUACAAGGAGGUUGGCAUGGUUUCCAUUUUUUAAAAAAAAAAUUCCACCAGAGGGCAGUGAUGUUCUUUGUACAAAGUCUCUCAGUGUCUUUAAGGUACAACUGGAUUUUAUUUUGUCAGUAUUACCCAGGGAUUUAGAUGACUCAAUGCUGUAUUCCUCAGUGAAUUCGGAAGUUUGUAGCUCACUGUUCCUAUUCUCAUGACUUGGGCAAAUCUCCUAUGCUAUAUGCUAGUAGCAAACUUUACCUAUGCAAGCACAUUCACGUACACUAUUCUAGACGCAGAUGAUCAGUUUUCCCUAUCUUUCACUCCAGAAAUACUGUGUAAAGCUGAAUAAACCAGAAAUCCAGUGGUACCUUAAAAACUAACAUUUGUAGGGCUGUGUAGGGUUGUGCUUUUUGUGUGUGUGCAUCUGCUGGAUAUCCCAAUGAAGGAUGGAAUCCACUUUCUAGCACAAAAUUCACCAUCUUGAGAAUCUCUGCUUUCAGGGUGGUUUGUAACUGAAAUGAAAAGCUUGAAAAACAUGAGCAGUGCUUUCAUAAAAUGGAGCUACCUAGGAGUUUUAAUGAGCUAGCACUUUAGUCUAUUAUUUCUCACGGUUACUAUUUACCAACUUUACUGCCUCCAGCCAUGUGUUCCUUCAGUGACUUUUUUUUUUAUAUAAAAAGCUGUAAUUUUUUCACUUGCUCUUAAAUUAUUCGUCUCAGAACUUGGAUUAUACUGAUGUAGAAUUUGAAGUUUGUUAGGGCUGAACACAACAGUGUUGACUGCAGAUGUACCUUGGGUGUAUAGUUCUAUUGUGCAGUUUUUGUAGACUUCCUGCUACUGUUAGAACCCUCUGACACUUAAUGGUGUGUAGUGGGGGUCUGGGGAAAAUACCAUUUACACCAGCACUUAUCCAUGCCCUAGUCCAUGCUACUGUGUCCAUAUGAAAAUAGCAGGAGCCUAUCUGUAUACUUCUGUUCAACUACAAUAGAAAGGUGUGCCCAUCUCCCAAACUAGAGUUUGUUGGAGUUGAUGCCUGCUGGGAAAGAAGGUAACAUAACCAUACUGUUUCCCACUGCUCCUUAGUGGAUAGAGAGAACUUUUUCUGCCAUAGGGGCACCCAAAGAAGUUGAUGGGCAAUAUAUUCAGGAUAAAUAACUUCUUUACUUAACAAGUAACUAAAUUGUGAAAUUUAGCAUAGAUGGCUUUAAAAGAGAAUUAGAUAGAUUCAUGGAGGAAAGGUCCAUCAUGGGCUAACCAUGGUAACUAAAGGGAAACUCCACAUUCAGAGGCAAUAACCCUUUGAAUACCAGUAGUAGGCAGCAACAUCAGGGGAAGACCUUGGCCUCAGUACCAUUUUUAGUGGCCUUCUAGGGUGACUGGCCACUGUGUGAAACAGGAUGCUGGACCAGAUGAAUUAAUGGCCUGAUCCAGCACGGCUGUUCUUGUGUUCUUAGAGAAUCUCCUGAAUUCUUAGUUGUGUUUUUCUGGUGAUGCCUUAGUUGCAAAAAUGCUCAUCCAUGUACUCCCCCACCCCAUCCCACCGGACCUGUGCUUGGCAUAUAGCAGGGAAACUUAUCAAAGCUGUGGGAAGUAGUUUUCUUGCAGUCACUAAAUUGUGAAACUGUGCACCCAUGGCACCUCUAUGUGGGGAGGGGGAGACAAAUGUGGGGGGAGUUUGAGGGAAAGAUCAACCAAUUCUCUCUUUCCUCCUGGGAUUCUGCUCCUUGAGAUUUGUGAAUUUCAAUAGAGAACAUUGUAGCCAACUCUCAGUGGAAUGGAGCCGGGGUAAUCCAGUCAUCCCUACUUGUUUUUUAAGACUUCAGCACAAAGCUGAAAACAAGUCACCUUCAUACCUUUCCGGGAAGUUACUUUUCUGUGUAGAGUGCUAUGAAACUCUCCUGGCCUGUGUGUAUGCAGAUAUUCUUGUAUGUUCACAUACACACACUCUUUUAUAUACAGAUGUGUGGAGAAAUCCAUCUAUUUAGGAAGCUACAUAGAUGAAUUAGUGUCUUUCAAAUCCUUGAGUGCUUUUGUUGAGUUUAAUUAUUUCUGCAUUAUAAUAUAGGCACAGGUACAUCCAUAAUUAUAUUAUCAUAGGUAGGAAUGCAGAAAUGAAAUAACCAGCCUAUAUUUUUCCCAUUGUCCCCUUCAUGCCAGGAAUGGGCAACCUGUUGAUGCCCUUGGAAAGCACUGAUACACUAAAGCCAUUGCAAAUCCACAUUUUUAUCUGCUUUAGGCCUGGUAAGAUACAGCUGUCCUUGUUGCGAUAUCAGCUGGUUCAGCCCACUUGUAUUCCCUUUGCUCAUGUAUGGAGGUGAUGCUACUGGUAUUUUUAGAAUUUUGAAUUAGCCAAAGAUAGCAUUAUAUUCAUGCAUAUUACUAGUAGCCAUGUAUGGCACAGUUGGUCUGUUUGCUCUUUGAAACGCUGCCAGGAAUGGGGAGAUUUGCUGCAAGACAGCUUGGUGAACCAUAUUGCCUAUCCUGGCAGUAAUUAUUGAUGGCACUUCAGCUUCCAGUCUUAUUGGAUUUCCCCCAGUUGUCCAGUUUGGUGUAGUGGUUAAGAGCGCGGGACUCUAAUCUGGAGAGCCAGGUUUGAUUCCCCUCUCCUCCACUUGAAGCCAGCUGGGUGACCUUGGGCUAGUCAUGGCUCUCUGGAGCUCUCUCAGCCCCACCCACCUCACAGGGUGUUUUGUUGUGGGGAUAAUAAUAAUAUACUUUGUAAACUGCUCUGAGUGGGCAUUAAGUUGUCCUGAAGGGCGGUAUAUAAAUCGAAUGUUGUUACUAUCCAAGUUUCUUAUUUUUCCAAAUUAAAAGCACAUGAAUAUUU